ACCUGAGAGGCUUUUUUUUUUUUUUUCAAUUAGCCGAGACUGUAAAACGGGCUGUGAUUAUGUUUUAAACUUUAAUUGACGCUCUGCUUUCUCCAAACUCGCUGUGAAUGCACGAUUUAGUUGCGAGGGGGGGGGGGAGAGAGAGCGACGCUGCAUCCUCACAGAGAGACCACUUGUACCGCCGUCACAACUGUGCCAAGAGACAGGGAGUCUUUGAAAGCCACCGGAGCGGACCAGACCUGCAUAUCAAUCAGCGUCCCGGGGAGCGACUCGCCGGAUUCGCACCGGCGAUAACAGGCAUUGUCUUGUUGCAAAGGUGCGUGUGACUGCGUGUGCGGGGAGCGGAGGGGGCGAGAUGGCACUUUUUCCGUUUGAAGGAGCGAAGGCAGCAACAGUCAGCGGCAAACAAAUGUAAAAAAAAAAAAAAAAAAAAAAAAAAAAAAACCCAGUUUCCUCCUCGUCUUGCCACGGGUGCGCACCGGCGAAGAGGCGCAGGACCCGCAGGAUCAUCGAUUCGCACUUUGUGAUCUUGCGCUUGCGUAUGUGACAAGAGCGGAGAGGACGCGGGGAACGGUGGGAUCGAGGGGUGCUUCUCCUGAACGAAAGACUCCAAUUAUUUGAACCAUGAGCGCCAGGAUAUUGUUUUUGCUUGUUUCGUCUGCGGCAUUUUUCGCCGGGCUGCAGUGCGCCUCGCCAAGAGCCACGGCGGGGAUGGAUCCCUCCACCGCCGACUUCAGCAACAUCGGCGGCGGCGGCGGCAGCAGCGGGGAAUCCGGCGGCAAAAGAGACUUGAACCAAACCAUAAACUCCCGGCUCAAGAGGAAAACCCUGGCUGUGGAUUUUGCCGUCCCUUCUCUGCUGCGCUAUUACCUGGCGGAGUUCAUCAAGAGACCCCUGAACGGCGACUGCCAGACUUUUCGCGGAUGUUACACGGUGCGCGCAAACUUGAAAAUGCACUGCAUACCUUUACAGAAAACCAUAUCUACUUUCGUGGACGUCGCCACAGACCCGGCGCUGAGGAACGCGUCCGCUGACGGACAGCUCCCUUUCUUCUACAAGCGGCCGCUGUCCAAAGUUCUGAAAUUGGGCUUGACUAAAGCCAGCAGGAAAUCCAACCAAGUUGUGGUGGAAAUAGGAGAGGAUAUAGUGAAGACGGGAUGCGGAGGGCUGUCUGUGUACGAGGAGGCCCCGGUGUUCACCCUGGAAAUGGACCUCACAACUAUUCUGGAGUGGUGGCUGGGCGCAGAGGGGGGCCGGCUCAGGGUCCGGCUCAUGCCCGAGAAAAAGGCGCAGGUGCCCGGGAUGGAGGACCGCUACACCACGGCCAUACGCGCUGCAGACCCCCGCCUCUUCCUUCAGAUAUCCUCCCGGGGCGAACCGUCGGCUGGCAGGACGGCGUCUGAUGUUCCUAGAGGGUACUGGAGUUUCUCCUGGGUGGCCGAGGACGACCUGAGCUUUCCCAGCGACACCUCGCCCACAUCAGGUCAUCACUGUCCUGGCAGUAGCAGGACAUGUGACCAGCGCCAGGAUGGGGUCCCAGAGUUCACGUGGAGUAUUGUGGCUGCCGGGGACGUGCGGGAGGAAAGGAACGAGAGAGCCGAAAAGAAGUCAAGAAGUCCCCAGGGGUGGGAGGAAGGUAAGAGCGAAGGUCAGUUCCUCUGGGUGAACCGUUCAGCCUUUGGUGGCCCCUGGGUGCUCAGUCCUUGGCUGUGGGGGGCCCAGGGUCCCUGUAGUCUGGACAUGGCUGUGUUCCUCCACCCCAAGCAAAGUGGGCAAUACACCAUAAGGCUCGUAGAGCGGGACAAACCUCCACUUGCCCUCUUCUCCACUGACACGCUGCCACGAAUCACAGGCUGGGCUGUGGUCCACCUCACCCUGGGGACCAACGGAGGGUCACCUUUUCGGGUGUCGGCCAGCUACGAUCAACGGAUUCCAAAGGAUGACACAGCCACCAUUGAGCCCCACUUCACCACCAAUUGCACCAUGGAGUCCUCACCUGGCCCCAACAUCACACUGGAAGGCCAGUACCACUGUCAUCAAGGACCUGGGAUCCCGCUGGACAAACUGUGUGACUUCAGUACAGACUGUCCACUCGGUGAUGACGAAGGGGACCUAUGUCGCCACUUUCUCAAUGGCAGCUACUGCUCUUUUGAAGAGGGCGAGUGCAGUUGGCAGUCAAUAACAGGCCGUGGUCUCUCCUGGAGACGACUCCAGUCGCCAACCAAGGCUACCAGACAGAGCUGCCCAUCAUCAGGUGCGACAUUCAGCGUGGAAGGUCAGUCCAAAGGCCAGCGUAGCUCAGCGUUACUGAGGAGCCCUCUGUUCCCUCCUCCUCUAAGGAACUCUCCAUGCACGGUGCGAUUCUGGCUGUGUUCUGGAGGCUUACAGAAGGGCUCGCUGUCACUGUGGCUGGUGGAGAACAGCACCGGCCCCGAGGAGCAGCGCAGACUGUGGCAUUCAGCCAGUGAACCCAAAUUUGAAAGGGGUUGGAAACUCAUCACACUUCCCCUUUACGGGCUGGCAGAUUGGUUCUGGCUGCAGUUCAGCACAGAAGAUGGACCUGGACCCGGUUCAGCCAUCUCUCUCGACAACAUCUCUUUCAGUAUGGACUGCUUCCUGGCAUCCAACGGUGAGUUUCCACCAGUGGCCACCAGCACAACAAGGCUGCCGUUUAGACCAAGCAUCUCGACGACACCCCCGACGAUUGGCCCCGAAAAAGAUUACUCCAAAAAAUGGAUUUUUCAUACCUGUGGAGCUGUGGGACCUGAAGGCCCGACUCCCACUCAGUGCCUCAACUCCUACAGGAACAGCAAUGUCAACGUGACAGUAGGCACCCGAGGGCCCUUCAAAGGCAUUCAAACGUGGCGGGUCCAGGAAACUGGCACCUACAGGAUAACAGCCUAUGGUGCAGCUGGCGGUCGGAGCGUAUUGGCCAUGAGCCGGUCACAUGGUGUCUACAUCACAGGAGACUUCCUGCUGAGAAAGGGCGAGCAGCUUUACAUCCUGGUGGGGCAGCAGGGAGAGGACGCAUGUCCCAAUUCCAACGGCAUACUGAAUAAGAUCUGCCUGGAACAAAGUGGCCCGAUGGUGAACAAGACUCAAGUGAAAGGGGGCGGAGGAGGAGGUGGUGGCGCUACGUACGUGUUCAAGGUGGACAAGGGAGUGUACGUCCCCCUCAUCAUCGCCGCUGGGGGAGGUGGCCGGGGUUACAGCAGCCAAUCACAGACCCAGCUGGAGCAGAUGGACUAUGACCCCAACCAACUGGGACGCAAUGGGAAGUCGCACGCUGCAGGUGGAGGCGGAGGUUGGAAUGACGGUGCUCCUGUCAGUCAGGGUGGCAGACCGCUGGUGCUGGGAGGCCAAGGAGGGCAGGCCUGUCAAAAGUUCUGGCAGACCCACGGCGGCUUUGGGGGCGGCGGGGGUGGCUGCAUGUCCGGCGGCGGUGGUGGAGGCUACAGAGGUGGAAACACCUCGCUAGACGACAACCCCAAACAUGACGGCGACGACGGAACGUCCUUCCUCGGCCCAGAGGGAGAGCCCUUCCUUCCCUAUCCUCUAAAAGCUAUGGAGGGCGAUGGUGAGGUAAUCAUCAGUCCAGUGCAGAACUGCAGCCACUGUGAGAGCGGCGAAUGCCACGAGAUCGGGGACAGCGUUGUGUGCUACUGUGAAGAUGACCUCAUCCUGGCAUCGGACGGGGUGUCCUGCAUCAACACCACAGAGCCGCCCACGCUGCCUCCGCCGCCGCCUCUCUCCCACCUGGCGCUGGGUCUGUCCGUGGGCACCUCGGCACUCAUCGCCGCCCUGCUGCUGGCUGUGUCUGGAGUCAUGAUAAUGUACAGACGCAAACACACAGAGCUGCAGUCUAUUCAGUUGGAGCUGCAGAGUCCAGACUGCAAGCUCAGUAAGCUGCGGGCCUCCACCAUCAUGACCGACUACAACCCCAACUACUGCUUUGCCGGCAAGACGGCAUCGGUCAACGACCUGAAGGAGGUGCCGCGACGUAACAUCUCCCUCACCAGGGGUCUGGGUCACGGUGCUUUCGGUGAAGUCUAUGAAGGGCUGGCAGUGGGGAUACCAGGUGAACCGAGUCCACUGCAAGUAGCAGUCAAGACCCUUCCUGAGGUUUGCUCUGAGCAGGAUGAACUGGACUUCCUCAUGGAGGCUCUAAUCAUCAGUAAGUUCAGCCACCAGAACAUUGUGCGUUGUAUAGGAGUCAGUCUGCAGGCCAUGCCCAGGUUCAUUCUGCUGGAACUGAUGACCGGAGGAGACCUCAAGUCUUUCCUGAGGGAGACCAGACCCCGGCUGGAACACCCAUCCAGCUUGACCAUGGUGGACCUUCUCAACGUGGCCAGAGACAUCGCUAAGGGUUGCCAGUAUCUGGAGGAGAACCAAUUUAUACACAGGGACAUUGCAGCUCGCAAUUGCCUGCUGACCUGCAAAGGACCGGGCCGCGUGGCCAAGAUUGGAGAUUUCGGGAUGGCUCGAGACAUUUACAGGGCAAGUUAUUACAGGAAGGGUGGGCGUGCCAUGCUGCCGGUGAAGUGGAUGCCACCUGAAGCCUUCAUGGAGGGCAUCUUCACAUCUAAAACGGACACAUGGUCGUUUGGGGUUCUGCUGUGGGAGAUUUUCUCACUGGGCUACAUGCCGUAUCCAAGUCGCAGUAACCAGGAGGUGCUGGAGUUUGUAACCAACGGCGGAAGGAUGGACCCGCCUAAAAACUGCCCUGGGCCUGUGUACCGUAUAAUGACUCAGAGUUGGCAGCAUCAACCUGAGGACAGGCCUAACUUCUCAACCAUCCUGGAGAGGAUUGACUACUGCUUACAGGACCCUGAUGUGGUGACCGUGCCCCUGCCUAUAGAGUAUGGCCCCGUGCCUGAGGAGGAGGAGCGUGUGCCCAUGCGCCCUGACGACCCCUCUGCUCCAACCGUGCUGGUGAAUGCCCAGGUGCCUGAUGGGGAGGCUCCACAGCCGCCUCCAUCCUACCCUUCAGAGGAGAGUCGGAGAGGUGGGGAGCACACUGUUGUGACCAGCACAGCAUCGGAGGCCAAAGCACAGAUGCCGGCUCAGCCCCAGCCAUACCUCCACCAGCACCAGCAGCCUCACACACAGACCUCCAUCACCAUGACAACAACUAACACCAUCACCUCCACGGCCACCUCCACACUCACUGCCAAGGGACCUCAUGUCACCACCCAGCCCAACCCCGAAGGGGGCCACAUCAACCUGGCGUUCACCCAAGGCCACCCGCCAGAGAAGGAGGGCCACAACGGGAAGAGCACCAGCCUCUGGAACCCGACGUACGGCUCGUGGUUCCUACAGCAGAGGAAGCAGCAGCAGCAGCAACAGCAGCAGCAACAGAGGCAGGUGGGGGUGGGGGGCGCAGGGGGGAGCAGUGGCAGGGUGCCUGGGGAGGGGCAGGAGCACGUGGGCCGGACUGUGGCUGAGGUGGCAGGAGCGCUGGGCCUCCAGCACCAGCACCAGCACAAGCAGUUCCAGCAUCAGCUCCAGCAGCAGCACCAACUCCAGCUGCUACACCAUCAGCAGCAGCAGCAGGGUCUCUGCAGACCUCUGUUACCCCCACCCCCGCCUCCUGCUGCUCCGUCACCUCUGCUUUUAGAUUCAGCCGCAUUGCCCCCAGUUCCCCUCUACAGACUGAGACGAUUCCCCUGUGGGAACAUCGGCUACGGCUACCAGGAGCAAGGCAUGCCACUGGAGGCCGCCCACGGUAACCCCAACCCCCCUCCCCCACCCCCUCUACCCCAGCAGGGCACCUCCAUUCCCUCCUCAGCAGCCCACCAGAGAGGGCCCCCUAUUCCCACAUCAGUGUCCAUGGGUCGGUCAGUUCUGUCCGAGGACAGCCGUCCACUGCUGGUCACCAUGGGAACAGUACAGGACCCCAGGCUGCCCAGGAUGGAGGGCCACAACGCCACCGUGCUUUAGCCCAAAUACCUGCACCGCUGGUCUUUAUCGCCGGCCCUGUCUUUGGAGACUGUGUUCAGGACACAUAGCAGGAAACACUGUGUCAGGACAGAAACCGUUUUACACCACCCGCACCCUCCCACCAUUUUGGUUUCUUCCUCCAGUUCAGUAAGAACCCAUCUCACUGAAACACAGCUGGAUGAGUCCAUCAGGCUUUUCCCAUGAGAACCCUGGAGGUGUGGUUAAAUCCCCAAUGGACGCUCAAGCACAUCAGAUAACUAAAAAAAGCUUUGGGAGGCAAAAUGUAGAGUAAAGACUAAUUUUAAGAGUUUAAAAGAUGUAUUUUUUCAACGCUGGAGGGAUCGUGACUGAGUGAGAAUACCGAGAAAUAAUCAGACGGAGAGAUAAGGGCACACAGUGGUGUGUUCAUUGACGGCUGAUGACGUCUCUUGUCUAUGAGAAGGGACUGUGGGGAGGAUUCAAAUCUCUAUAUUUUGCCAGACUUUCAGUCACAAACUCUGGUGACCCAUUCGACUGCAACAACUGCACAGUUGUCCUCAGCUGCCAGCUACAUGCGUCAGUUCUCCUGCAGAAUCCACACACUGCUCCUGAUCCACAUCCUUUUGGGAAAACAACAGUGCGGUACAUGACUUGUAUCAGACUAUUUUUCAAGAGUAUCACAAAAUUGGACGCUGGAUUACCAGAGACAUUUAUACAAAAAAAAUACUGGGAAAAUGUGUUUGUUGGUGUUUGCUUGCCUGCUUGUUUAUUUAUUCAUUUGUUUAUUUAUUAUUUGGAAGUGGCUCUAUAAAUUAUUCAUGAACAUGCUUCAAAUCCAAACAAAUUCAUUUUGCAUCAGCUGAGGUUUUUGUUGAACUGCAGGAAUUUACUUAGGUAAUAUGUUAAGAGCAAGAAAAAAAAAAAAAGAAAAGCAAAAAAGGAGAGAUUGACAAUCCACCCAAGAAGUCAACUUUAAAUAUCCUCAGCGGGUUAAAAACACUGAUACAGAAAAUCAGCUGCGUCCUUUACAAUGGCCUUUCAGGUGGAGAGACGUAGAGCGCGGCAGCAGGUUUGACAAAAGAAUGGAAGAGAUUAAAGACAAGCCAGCCUCAGCAACAUUUCAGAGUUCAGCUUUUUACUAUUGCUGAAGAUUUGUAACAAGUCGUUGCCUCUGGUACUAUUGAAAUCGCUGCUCUCCUUUUGUUAACAACUUUAUUCUGUUGAAAGAGUGCUUUGAGACAGUGGAGCUGAGGCUUUUCUUUACUUACAGCUUUUUCAGUAACCCAUUAUUAAUUCAUUUCUUGUUAAAAAAAAAAAGUUUCUUUCCCUUCUUUUUUUUUUUUAUCUGGAUAUAGAAACAGUGGAUAUUGCUGAAUCAAUCUUAACCUUCAAAUUGCUAUCUCGAAGCACUCUACGUUCCUAAAUUUGCAUAUUUUAUCUUUUCUAUUAUAGGAUGAGUGUUGUGGAAUACAAAUGAGUCUGAGUGAAAAGUUUGAAUGCAAACGGAUUUUGCUCUACGUGUGAACGAACGACCAGUUUGACUCUGCUCAUUGACACACACACACGCGUCUGUGUUCAAAGUCUGCUUUUUUUUUUUAAGUUUAAGGACAGUUACAAACAGUAUAUCUAUCAGAUGAUGCCAUUGCCGCGGCGGUGUUGAUAUUUACGUGAAUGACGACGAUGUGCGUCAGUUUUCCGAUGCUUUUGCUUGACUGUAUUUGGCAAUCCUGUCAGUCCCUCUGCUCUAAAGCACUGAUGAGCUGUCAUGUGAUGUCAUGACACUCCCUGACUGAUGAAGACAAAUGCAUUCCUGUAGGCCAAGUCAAUGAGCGAAAAAUAUUGACCAAUGAAAAGUAUUUUGCUUUGUCUCCAGUACCUGUGUUCGAUGCAUUCAUUCUGUGUUCCCUCAUCGCCAUCGUUUGAUGUAAAAAGACGAACCUAACUGCACCUGUAAAUGUUGUAAUUACAAAGUAUUGUUCUAUGGCUCUGGUAAAAGCUGUAAAUUGCCCUUCAAAAGACAUUCGCCAAAAUUAAUAAAUUACUAUA
This is a messenger RNA of Acanthopagrus latus (yellowfin seabream), 7965 nucleotides long. RefSeq names its product ALK receptor tyrosine kinase (gene alk). Gene Ontology annotation, biological process: cell surface receptor protein tyrosine kinase signaling pathway; positive regulation of kinase activity; regulation of cell population proliferation. The transcript is spliced from 29 exons. The record is from RefSeq and is a predicted model, not a curated record. Bases 625 to 5940 code for a protein of 1771 amino acids. NCBI's taxonomy places the organism in Eukaryota, Metazoa, Chordata, Actinopteri, Spariformes, Sparidae. Gene Ontology annotation, cellular component: signaling receptor complex; membrane. Gene Ontology annotation, molecular function: protein binding; transmembrane receptor protein tyrosine kinase activity; ATP binding.